This is a messenger RNA of Seminavis robusta, 1662 nucleotides long. NCBI's taxonomy places the organism in Eukaryota, Bacillariophyta, Bacillariophyceae, Naviculales, Naviculaceae. The record is from the annotation of a GenBank genome assembly.
AUGGAAGAAUCUUUCCUUGAGCAUCCUACAUUCGACGGUGAAGGACGGAAUCCCUUCAAUUUCUCGGUUCUCGCGGAGUACCAAGCAGCUAGUGCAGAUUUGCAACAGACCGUGGUUGAUAACCCGGAACGGUUUUUCAAGAAGAUGUUUGGAAACAGUGAGCUGAUAUGCUUUCGUCAGAAUGACGAGGACAAGAUUGUCCUGACAAAAGAGUUGCUUCCCAAGUUGGUCAGCUUCUAUCACAAGUCCAUGGCACAUGUCGAAGGCAUGGAUCGUUUAGAACAAACGAUCAAGACACAUUUCUAUCAUAGAGGUAUUCGCGACGAAGUCCGAAAACAAAUUGAGCAGUGCGAAGCAUGUGCGAAGAACAAACGAGCACGACGUGCUUAUGGAGAAUCUGCUCCACGUGAUGCUACGGCGAUGCCCUGGCAAGAAGUCCAUUGUGACACAAUCGGUCCGUGGAAGAUUGAGUUACGACAACGGACGUUGACUUUCAACGCUAUGACUAUGGUGGAUCCUUGCACAAACUUGAUAGAGAUUGUACCUAUCAUGCGACGCACGUCGGAAGAAGGUGCCCGAGUGGUCGAAGAUACAUGGUUUGCUCGGUAUCCUCGACCCAAGAAAGUGGUUACGGACAACGGUCCGGAGUUCAAACUGGAAUUCAUUGCGAUGGUGAAAAAGAAUGGUGCAGUGCAUCGCUACUCGUCCCCUCGUAAUCCACAAGACAUCCUGGCCGUGCAACGACAUCAUCAAUCCUUGGUUGACAAACGUUUGCUGCGGGCCAAUGCUAAACGCAUUUCCUAUGACUACGCGGUCGAUGACCUGGUCUACAAGCGUGCGUAUCUCGGUCUCAGUGAUAAGUUGAAGCCUACGGCUUCUGGUCCCUACCGUGUUUCCCGCGUUCAUACCAAUGGCAAUGUGAUGAUUCAGCUCAGUCCUCAUCAGUUCGAGCGACUGAACAUUCGGCGCGUGUUUCCAAAGCAUCCACUCCAACGCGACGAGUUCUCUCACGUCAACACCGAGCACGAUCUCCUCAACCUUGAGCAUAGCUGGUUUGUCGACCCCGACCCACUUGGCAUUGGGAAGAAAGCUGAGCCUUCUCAACUCCAGAUUGAAAAAGAAAGGAUGCCUGACGAACUCCAGCCAACCAGUUAUCGGAACCGCCACAGGCAACCUCGAAACCCCCAUCCCAACAGGCUCCCUCCCUACCCUCCGGCACCCCCUGCCUACCAGGGCCAGCAACCCCCAGGGUACCCCGGCUACGCCUUACCUCCUCCGGUCCCUCCUACCCGCCGCGGCAACGCGCCCGGGCGGCAGAACCGCAACCCACCACGCGAUCACGCCCCACAGCAACCAAUCCAGAAUCCGGCACUUCACCGGAAUCUCCGACAGUUUUGGGCCACCAUUGUCCAACCCCAGCAGCAACACAUCCCGCUUGGGUCCAUCCUGGCUCGUGGAAACUCCAAUACCCAAGAUGCCCUUACCCGUCUUGGCCUCACCGCUGAUCACUGUGGCUUGUUCCACCUCCGCGGCUCUUGCAGCCGGGCCGGCUGCCCCCGUCACCAUACACUCGCAGCAAGCGCUCCUCCGACCGAACUCCAGGUCAACACAGUGGUGGGCAUUCUUAAUGCUGGCCUAGCCGUGCUGGUGGCACACCCAUGA